AUGAAGUGUUUCUAUUCCAGUUCUGUCUCUGAAGAUCUGGGUUGCAGACGUGGAGAGUUUAGCAGAAAGCAUUACGGAUCUGUGGAGCUUCUUAUAUCUAGCGAUGCUGAUGGAGCUAUUCAAAGAGCUGGACGGUUCCGUGUGGAAAAUGGCUCCUCUGGUGAGAACACAGACUACACUCCUGGCACAUGGCACAGAACGGACGUGCAUUUGGAAAACCCAGAGUAUCAUACAAGAUGGUAUUUCAAAUAUUUUUUAGGGAAAGUUCAUCAAAAUUACAUAGGUACAGAUGCAGAGAAGAACCCUUUCUUUCUGUCUGUUGUACUGUCUGACCAAAAUAAUCAGCGUGUUCCUCAAUACCAUGCAAUACUUUGGAGAAAAACUGGUACUCAGAAAAUAUGUCUCCCUUAUAGCCCCACAAAAACAUUAUCAGUGAAAUCUAUAUUAAGUGCUAUGAGUCUUGACAAAUUUGAGAAGAGCCCAAGGGAAAUCUUUCAUCCUGAGAUACAAAAGGAUUUACUGGUUCUUGAAGAGCAAGAGGGAUCUGUAAAUUUUAAAUUUGGAAUCCUUUAUGCUAAGGAUGGGCAGCUCACAGAUGAUGAAAUGUUCAGCAAUGAAAUGGGAAGUGAAAGCUUUCAAAGAUUUUUGCAUCUCUUGGGUGACAUAGUUACUUUGAAAGGCUGGACAGGGUACAGAGGAGGACUGGAUACUAAAAAUGAUACAACAGGAAUCUUUUCCAUCUAUACAGUUUUUCAAGGGCAUGAAAUCAUGUUCCAUGUUUCAACCAUGCUACCUUAUUCUAGAGAGAACAAGCAGCAGGUAGAAAGGAAGCGACACAUUGGGAAUGACAUUGUCACUAUCGUGUUUCAGGAAGGCGAAGAGUCUUCUCCAGCAUUCAAGCCAUCCAUGAUUCGCUCCCAUUUUACACAUAUUUUUGCCUUAGUGAGAUACAAUAAGCAGAAUGAUAGUUACAGGCUGAAAAUAUUUUCAGAAGAAAGUGUUCCUCUCUUUGGGCCUCCCCUUCCAUCCCCACCUGUGUUUACAAAUCACCAGGAAUUCAGGGAUUUUUUGUUAGUGAAAUUAAUAAAUGGGGAAAAAGCCACCUUGGAAACCCCAACAUUUUCUCAGAAACGUCAGCGCACCCUGGACAUGCUGAUCCGCUCUUUAUACCAAGACCUGAUGCCUGAUCUACACAAGAACAUGCUCAACAGAAGAUCCUUCAGUGAUGUCUUACCAGAGUCACCCAAAUCAACACGGAAGAAAGAGGAAGCCCGGCAAGCAGAGUUUGUCCGACUUGGUCAGGCAUUGAAAUUGAAAACCAGUGUGAAAGGGGAUGCCACAGCUAACCUGGCAACCACAAGCUUUUGUAAAAAGGAGCCUUGGGAAUCUCAAUCUUUCUGCAGUAAUUUUCCUCAUGAGGUUGUCUGUGCAGAUUCUUGGGGCCAGUCCUUGCUGGUUUCUACAGAUGCUGGCAUCUUGUUAAUAGAUGAUGGUCAACCAUCAGUGCAAGUAUUUGAUAAAACUCUCCAAGUAAAGCAAAUGCAUGUGCUGGAAACUCUGGAUCUUUUGAUUGCUCGAACAGACAAAGGCAAAGACUCUCGUCUCCUUGUCUUCAGACUCAGUGCUGUCCAAAAGGAUAUAGAAACAAAGCAAAUCAUAAGAAGCAAAUAUGACUGCAGAGAAAAUAAACUGGAGAGAACAAAAGGCUGCCAUUUGUAUGCCAUUAAUACUCACCAUGGCAGUGAACUGAGGAUUGUCGUGGCUAUUCGGAACAAACUACUUCUUGUCACAAAGAAAUACAAUCCAUGCAACAGUUUAACCAGCAGCUCUCUGCUGUCCUCAUCUGAAUCUCCAGUAGAGGAGUUCCAGUACAUCCGGGAAAUAUGCCUUUCUGACCCUCCAGUGGUUAUGACGCUGGUGGAUGGGCCUACUGGAGACAGUGACAACAUGAUCUGUGUAGCGUAUCGGCAUCAGUUUGAUUUAGUUAAUGAGAGCACUGGGGAGUCCUACAGACUGCAUCACGUUGAAACAAACAGGGUUAAUUUUGUUGCAGCUAUUGAUGUAUAUGAAGAUGGUGAAGCUGGUCUACUGUUGUGUUACAAUUAUGUUUGCCAGUACAGAAAGGUACAUCCUUUCAACGGAGGUUCUCCACUAAUCCAGCCAUCAGCUUAUGACUUCCACUUCAGCUGGAAUCAAGUUCCUUAUGCUGUUGUCUGUGCUUUCCCUUACAUCCUUGCCUUCACUACUGAUUCCAUUGAGAUCCGAUUAGUGGUGAAUGGGAACUUAGUCCACACAGCAGUUGUGCCUGAGCUUCAACUUGUAGCAUCAAAGUCAGAUAUUUAUUUUAAAGCUACUGCUGCAGUAAGUGGAUCAUCUGACAGCAGCUCUAAGGAAAUGAGUUCAAGGAGUUCUCCUCAAACACCGACAGCUUACGAAAUGCCAGAAAGUCCUCUUUCUUCUCUGGAAGGUGAAGUUCCAUGCAAAAACUUAUACAAAAUUCCUCUUAGUAACCUGGUUGGGCGAAGCAUUGAACGACCUCUGAAGUCACCGUUGGCUCCCAAAGUUAUCACUACAUCAACCUCCAGCAGCGCUCCCUCUCUGCCCGUUACUCACUCACUAUCCUUAUCUCGUAUGGAAAUUAAAGAAAUUGCAAGCAGAACACGUAAAGAAUUGCUGGGCCUCCUGGAUGAGCCUAUACCCAAGACAGAAACUGCACCGAAGCAAAAGAAGGCUCCUCGAAGACAGUCAGACCCCAAGCAGGGAGCAGUAAGAUCAACCAGUAGUGACAGGAUAAUCUCAAGCUCUUUUGAAAGCUGUUCUGAAGGACGUCACCUUUCCACUAGUUCAGAUCCGGAUACUUCAGCCAACAGGGAGGAGAGCUCACCAUCUAGCUGUUCUUUUCAGCCCAUUUCUUUAUAUGAUGAAGACAUCAUUGACUUGAAGUGAAGACAGUCUUAAACCUUUCCUCCUUACUUUACAUUUUCUUACAACUCUGUGAGCUCUGUGGGAAUGUCACAAACACUGCUUCUAGUGGUAAAAUGUGGCUGGAAGUGUUGGUGAUUAAUCUUUUUAAAACCCCUGUUGUUCUGGAUAGUUCAGCCUGAUUUGGUGAUGCUUUUAUCUCUGACAUAGGUAUGUUUUGUUUUCUCAGUUAAUGAACCGUUACUUUUUGUGGAAUUCUAACAGUAGGUUAUCAAUGAGAGAUUUAGGCUGAAAAUGAAGUAAAUAAAAAGUAUUACUUGUUCUGAGCUUCUUGUAAUUUGAAGUACCUGA
Molecule: messenger RNA, 3273 nt
Organism: Nestor notabilis (Kea)
Lineage: Eukaryota; Metazoa; Chordata; Aves; Psittaciformes; Psittacidae
Gene: GARNL3
Product: GTPase activating Rap/RanGAP domain-like 3
Exons: 28
Coding region: 1-2946 (981 amino acids)
Biological process (GO): activation of GTPase activity; regulation of small GTPase mediated signal transduction
Cellular component (GO): cytoplasm
Molecular function (GO): GTPase activator activity
Source: RefSeq, a predicted model, not a curated record